UUUGAGUUGAGGUGAUUGCGGUUUGGUUGCCACCAGUACUUGUCCAUACUGCCUGAAGCCUGAAACUUGAAGAACAAACAUCAGAUCAGACUUGCAAGACAAGACACCACAGGUAAGGUUGGAAAGCUCAGGUAAGCCAGAAUCUCUCUUAAGCUACGGUAUAUAUCAGACAAGUCUAUCAAAGCCAUCCAGCAAGCAAGGUCAACACAAGCCAUGAAGAACAACUGGCAAUUCAAGUCUGCAUCCGCUGCUUCCAGCAUGAUGGACGCCUCCAUGGAUGAUGAUCUGGACCAAGUGGAUCCCACCUUUACCGCCACGGAGAACAAGAUCGGCGCCAUGGACUCUUCGUGGGGUCACAUGAGUGGGAGCGGACAGCACGAAGCCGCCGAAGAGAAAGAGCGGCAAAAAGUCGAUGCCGAAGUCAAGGGUCUGGUCAAGAAGGAAACUCGCAUGGUGCAUACCCUCCGGGUCAUUGUCAUUGUGGUGCUCUUGGUGGCAGCCUUUGUCACGUCUUCCAUUGUGUACAGCACGUUCAAGGACAAGGAGUACGACUCCUUUCUCGAAGAGUACCGGGCUAUUUCCACGCGCAUCAUUGACUUGUUCCGAAACGAUAUCCUUCAGAAACUAUGGGCCGCCAAGAAUCUAGCCAGUACCGUCAGUGGUAUGAUCCAGGCACAACAAGAUGUGGCACCCAACAUUACCAUUCCUGCGUUUGAUGCGAUUGUGCUGUCCGCCAUCAAGCUCGCUCCUGCGGGAACUGUCAAAUGGUCUCCCCUCCUCUAUGAUCAGCAAGACAGGGAUAGCUUUCUAGCCUAUGCUAGCGCAGGUCAUCAUGAUCACAUUGUUGCUGCGGCUGGAACGAACCAAUCGUUGGAUUCGUUGGACCAACAAGACAGUGACGACGAGUCCGAAGACGUCAACAACAACGACGAUGCGGCACGCCGUUUGGCCAGACUACUAACUCCCGAUGAUCAUUACAGUAACUUUUCCUCCCCGGUCUGGCAAGCAUCUCCGUCGUUUGGCAAAGGACACAACGCACUCUUUUACGAUCUCAUGGCGAAUCCCAUCUUUAGCGAUGCCAUCCAGGCCAUGAUCGACACCAAAGGGCCCGUCAUGUCACGGGUCUACGAGCUUGGACCCAUCCAGGAUGACGACUCGGAAGACGGCAGCGAAAGUGAAGACGAGUCCAAGAGUGAAGACGAGGCAUCGUCAUCGGAAGAAGACCACGAAUCAGAGGACGAGGUGGAACAGCAUGAAUCAGAGGAUGACCACGAUGGCCGUCGUCGCUUGGAUAGCAGCUCGGAUUCAGACUCCAGUGACGAUGCUGGCGAUGGAAAAGAACGUGCCAUGACACUCUUCUUCCCCGUGUUUGAGGAUGAUACGCACACCCACAUUGUGGGGUCUGUUUCCUUGGAACUGCUCUGGAGUGACUUCCUCAGUGGCUACUUGCUCGUCGAAGGUGGAGAAGAACUCAACUACGCAGAAGACGUCUUUGAUACCGACGAAGUCGAUGCCAUUCUCGAAAAUACAUGUGGACAAGUCUUUACCACCAGCAUUGACGAGAGCUCCAUCAAGUUUGUGCAGGAAGGAGAUGCCCACGACCCAAACUUUGAUCAUUUGAACUGGGGAACCAACUUUGAAGAGUUCGCCUUUGACUUUCGCAGCUUUCGAGAAGGGUCGGAGGACCACGAUGCAUUCGACCUGGAUGAAGUUGCCUUGUCCGAGCAUGGACAGCAAUGCUUUUACAGUCUCAUCCUGUACCCGAAUCAAGAGCUCAUCGAAGAGCAUCUUACCAACGAGGCCCUUCUGUUCUGCUUUGCCGUUAUCUUUAUCUUCAUGUUCACAUCUUCCCUCUUCAUCAUCUAUGACUGUCUCGUCAGCAGAAGGCAAAGCAUCAUCACCAAACGGGCCAUGAGAACCAAUGCCAUUGUCGCCAGUCUCUUCCCGGCCGGAGUACGAGACAAGCUGAUUGGCGCCGACAUUAAGGUGCCCCAACAAAAGAGUGGACUUCGCUUGCCCCAAUCCGGUAGUGCCAACAAGGCCAAAAAAGCAUCGCCAUUAGAUUCGGACCCCAUUGCGGAUCUUUUCCCCGAGUGUACAUGCAUCUUUGCUGACAUUGCUGGAUUUACAGCUUGGAGUUCGGAAAGAGAGCCUCCACAGGUUUUCAGACUACUUGAACGAACUUUUGCAGACUUUGAUCAAGCCGCCAAACGCCUUGGUGUCUUCAAGGUUGAAACAAUAGGUGAUUGCUACGUCGCGGUGGUCGGGCUACCCACUCCAAGGGAGGACCAUGCGGUUGUGGGGGCUGUUUUUGCACGUUCGAUUGUUCGUCAGAUGAAAAUAUUGCUCAAGGAUCUCGAGAAGACGCUUGGUCCGUCCACAGCUGACUUGGACAUUCGCGUUGGAGUGCACAGUGGGCCCGUGACAGCGGGCGUGUUGCGUGGUGAGAAGUCCAGGUUUCAGCUGUUUGGAGACACAAUGAAUGUAUGCAGCAGAAUGGAAAGCAGCGGAAAGGCUGGAAUGAUCCACGUUUCUGGCACUUGUGCAGAUAAACUCAAGGAAGCUGGCUUUGCUGAGUGGCUCAACUUGCGAGAGGAUACUCCCGAGAUUAAAGGCAAGGGAAUCAUGAAAACUUAUUGGCUGCGUACUCGCGAAGAAGGAACAAGUGCCGGGACCAGUUCCAUUGCUGGUGAUGAGGUUCUGUCUGAUCUAGGGGGUUCCGCCAACGGAUUGACAUUCCCCGGUCCGUCAUCUCACCAUAGAAGCGCAAGAAGCAAAAAGGAAUACUCAGCCAAAAUCAAUCGUCUUGUGGAAUGGAACGUCCAACUUCUAUCGAGCAUUCUUCUGUCGGUAGUGGCAAGAAGAGCCUCGGAAAGAAACAGGGACAACUCAGCUGGACCAGUCGAUGCGAAACUUGCCGAACAUGGCGGUCCAAUGCUUGAUGAAGUGAAAGAAAUACUGGCACUGGCUCAAUUCGAUGCUAAAGCGCACCGCAACCAAGUGAAUCCAGCAUCCAUCACCUUGCCUCCAGAGGUGGUGCUUCAACUGUCUGCCUUCGUUGAAAAGGUUGCUGCCACCUAUCACGACAAUUCUUUCCAUUGCUUCGAACAUGCCGCCCAUGUCACUAUGAGUGUCCAGAAGCUGCUCAGUAGAAUCGUGAGACCGAACGAUCUACUAUCCGAGACUGGGAAGCAAGCCAAGACCGCAGUCCAGCUGCAUGAUCACACGUUCGGCAUCACCUCAGACCCUUUGACGCAAUUCGCCGUGGUCCUAUCGGCCCUGAUCCAUGACGCAGGACAUCCGGGCGUUACCAAUUCUGUCCUCGUCGAAGAAAAGGAUCCAAUGGCACUCAAGUACAAGGACAAGAGCGUUGCGGAACAGAACUCGGUGGACCUGGCCCUUGGGUUGCUAGAUCUGCCAGAAUUCGUCGACUUGAGAAAUUGUAUCUAUACAAACAAGGAUGAAUUCAAUCGAUUCCGAAGCACCAUCAUCAACCUUGUGCUUGCAACUGAUAUUAUGGAUCGGGAGCUUGGGGCCCUGCGCAAGGAACGAUGGUCCAAGGCAUUCAACAAGGAUGCUGUCUCGUUGCUUGACGAGAGUGAUGAUUCUGGUGAAGACAACCACACUGUUGUCAACAGAAAAGCAACUAUCGUCUUGGAACACAUUAUUCAGGCCAGCGACGUGGCUCACACCAUGCAACACUGGCAUGUCUUUCAGAAGUGGAACGAAAAACUAUUCCAUGAGAUGUAUCAAGCCUACCUAGACGGGCGUCUCGAAAAAGAUCCUUCCGACAACUGGUACGAAGGUGAGAUCGGCUUCUUUGACUUCUACAUCAUUCCUCUCGCCAAGAAGUUAGAGACUUGCGGUGUUUUUGGUGUCUCUAGCCACGAGUACCUUUCAUACGCCGAAGCAAAUAGACACGAAUGGGUCAUCAAAGGGCCAGAGAUUGUCAAGGGGUAUUUGGCAAAAUUUGAUGGAGCCAGCUCUGGUCCGAAUAUUGGAACAAGUGUGGAGUGUUGAAGCACCACGAGCCAGCUGUAGUCCCUAGAUUGCUGAUUGGUAGCAAUAGCUGUAGCAAUUGAAUCGAAUCUAUAUUAUGACAGCCACAUGUAAGAAAUAGCACUGCAUAGUCCAGAUU
Seminavis robusta is the source of this 4138-nucleotide messenger RNA. Lineage: Eukaryota; Bacillariophyta; Bacillariophyceae; Naviculales; Naviculaceae. The record is from the annotation of a GenBank genome assembly.